AGGGGGAGUUCCAGACUUCUCAAUGAGCUCUGUAGUUCUCUCGAGCUCUCAAACACACUCACAGCAGCAUGCCAAAGGUUUUUACCAACGCUAGACUUUGUACCCGAAGAGUUCUUCAGUCUAACUUCAACAAAGACACACAAAGACAAAGAGAAGGAAGACAGGACUGAACGAAAGAGAGAACACAUGCUGAAGACAUGGAGCACAGAAGAUGGGCAGGAGAAAUCAAGUAUCACAGAGUGUGAGCCAGUGAGACCUUCACGUAGGGGUGGGCGGUAUGACCAAAAUCUCAUAUCACGGUAAUGAUAUUUAACCUUGUCUGAAAGUUUCCACCGGUUUUGAAGUCUGAUAAUUUAGAGAUUACAAAUAGACAAACAAUAAGCCAGGAAGCUAGCUAGAUAAUCAGACAAACUGUCAGAGAUGGAUAGAUUUAAAAAUUCUGUUAAUAUAUGUCUAUGGGAUUUUUCCCAUUUCUGAUGGGAAGCUCUUGGAGGAGUUUCAGUUGAUAAAUUCAGAUAAAUUUGGUCCUGGUUUAGGGAUUUUGGAAAAACCCUAAACCAAGUCUGUAGAAUAAUUUUGGCUUUGUCAAGCCAUUAUUGGGAUUAAUGUCGGCCAUCCUGCUCUCUAGAUAACGUAUCCCCAUCAGCCAAAAACCCAUAUCACUCGACCACUCGUAUAUCCCGUUAUACCGCCCAGCUCCACCCUAGAAUGGAGAAACUAAUAUGUGAGAAUUGCUUCCAGUGAGGAUCACAAACUGAGAAGCGAAUGAAAAACAAAAAGACACGAGUGUACCUAUCGGAAGAGGAUGAACAAGUGUUUGCUGUUGCGAUUGUGUGUACUGUUGUCUCUUCUUUGUGUUUACGCUUACGUAUACAUGGAGUUCAAUGGCUUUUGGCUGAAGGUUUGGAGGAAGAGGCCCAUCAGACCCCAAAAACAGCAGUUACAUCACAUGGCUGUUCCCACGGCAACAGAUGUUUUGGCUGAUGUUGGGUCCACGUGUUGCCCGCGGGUGAAACAUCAAAGAAGGAUUCCUCGAUGGAAGAUCGACCUGGAACCCUGGGCCACUGAGACACACAGCCUGGAGGAAGAAGCAAACAGAUUUCUCAAGUACAUCACUACACCAAAGGUGUCUUGUAAAAGCCCUUUGUCUGGGCCGCCAGUGUUUGACAGAGAGCAUCAUGGGUCGUGGGUUCUGUGUUUGGACGGCAGAUUCAGUCUGAUACAACGCAUCAUUUCUAAACACUGCAGAGUGUAUUCUCUCAGGUUGGGAUUGGAGGAUGAUCAUCUGGAGCGAGUUUUAGCGGGUUCGGGGUGUGAAGUUCAUUGUUUUGAUCCCAGUAUCAGAGCAGCUCACCUUCAGGACUCACAUAUGUGGCUCCACCGGCUCUCUGUGGACUGGAGAGACCCGAACCCGGCAGUACCGGCCCAGAGACUGCACAGCAACACCAAGAAACUCGCCACCAUCCUCAAUGACUUCGGCCACAGACAGGUGGACGUGUUGAAGGUGGACAUGGAAAGUGCAGAGUGGAAGAUUCUAGAGAAUCUGAUUCUCGAGGAAGUGUUGGACUCGAUCGGCCUGCUGCUUCUCGAAGUGCACCUGCAUUGGGCGGGGUUUGAGGUGGGCGGAGACGAGCCCUCGGUGGUCCGCUAUUGGUUCAGCCUGCUCAGGGAGUUGGAGCGCGCUCACUUCCGUCUCUAUCACAGCUACAGUGACCCGACAAAAACACGUCUGUUUCUACACAAAAACCUCCAGAAUGCAAGCAGCUCCUACAUACUGGGAUGGGUGAAUACUCAGUUUUCACCACAAUGGUAACCUUCACCAGACGAUACUCUGUGAGAUGGGUAUCUUGGAAUCAUCAAUCAAACAUCAAAUUCAGACAAAGCGAGAAUAAUAAUGCCUUUCAAAGAGUGAGAAUGGGAGCGACGCAAGGCUGUAAAUGUCUCUUAGAGAUCAUUGGUGCACUGUUUGUCUUUCAGGUCAAAUGUGCCUGUCAAACAGAGUUGGAUUCUCUCUCCAACAGCAGGAGAUCCGGUGCUUGCGAGGGGACCAGACUUGUGUUUUUCAAGUCCUUGUGAGCUGUCUUGCUGUCUACAUAGUCUACUUCCACAAAGUCAACCUCUAAACUCAGAAUCACACUGUAUGAUUUUGGCGAUCUGAAAAGACUUCUUUUGUUGUAGGGCAAAAUAGUAUUUGAUCACUUAGUGCAAGAUGUUAAUUUUUGGCUAAUUAAUUGCUUUUGCGAUGAAUCUUUGCCUUCAAAGAAGUUCUGCACCACAAAAAAUAUCGUGUAUUCCAGUAAAAAUAUCUAAAUAUUCUUCAAAACAAAAAUACUGUAUAUUUACUUGACAAGCAGAAUGGCAUAUUUCAGACUGUUUUAAGAAAAAUCUGAAAAUUUGUAGUAAACUUUAUGCUUAAAAAAAUAAAAUCUGCCAAGGGGGUAAGAAAAAUAAACUUUUUUUUUCUCUUUGAAAUAACUUUAUUUGGUAACAAUAAGGUUCCAUUAGUUAAUGCAUUAGGUAUUGUAGGAUUUUACAUGUAAAUAUUUAGUUUAAGAAUGUUGGUCACAUUCAACCACCAAAAUAAGGUAGGGAAAUAUAUGCAAGAUAAAUGACACCUGAGCAGAUUAGAAAUCUGAUUAAAAUCCUCCAUUUAAUAUGCAAUACAACAGGCUCAUUAUUUCAAGGAAUUUAGCUCAAUAAGGGAAUUAGUGAUUGAUUUGGGAAUAUUAAAAGAAUCAAUGUUUACAUCCAACCAAAGUCUUCGGCCAGCGAUGAGUUGAUCGGAACGUAAGAUCAAUUCUUACGGUAAUACUACUUUCAUGGCCAUUGAAAAUAAUACCACAAAUAGAUUGAAAUACUGUUUAUGAGCAUGUAAUUUAGGAUUGACAGAUCUCAAGGGACUGAUAUAAUUUAAUCAAAGACACAGUCAACUUCUCUUUGAAUAUAAAUGACUUUAAUCUACAACAAAAAAUUAAACUAACAAACAACUAAACUAACACAUAGACAAACAUAAACACGGGUUGGUAAGUGAGCUUUGACAGAAGAUGAAUGGAAUUUACUGUAACAGAAAAAAUGAACUUUAUGGAGUCUAUGACCUUGCCUUGAACAAACCCUGAGAACUUAAUUUAGUAUGCCAUGAUUUGAGAUUGGGAUACUUAAAUUAUAUUAAAGAAAGCACCAGAUUUCAGCAAAAGUCUGGAGGUCUGUAACUUGCUUUGUGUGCGUUGUUUGACGUGUGUAGUUGUUUGAAGUCCUUUGGCUUGGUUCAGUUCCAGGAGGCCUUUGUUUGGUUCGAUGGAUGGGUGAUGGAAUGAUCAGGCAGAGCCCCGGAGGUGAGGACUCCCUCAAGGGAGAGCUCGGGACUUCCCAGGACAGAGGCUAAAGCGUGUGAAGGCCGUAGAUCAGAGGAGAGAGAGAGGGGUUGUCCAGGCUGGUCUUUUAACCCUUUCUGUUUAGUCUCACCCCAAAGAGGCUCUAAGCCAAUCAGAGGUGUCUUUAUGAUGUCACAUGGCCAUUUUUGUCCUCCUCUCAAGCUAAUUAAUUUACAACCUAUUGUUCUUUUAAUUUCCUGCUCACAAAGUGAACAUUUUAAUCAUGAAUUUCUUAAGUAUAACUGCAAAUAACCCAAAUAUGCUUCACACCAUCAUUCUGGAAUUUAAGAGACAAUCAAUUACAUACCAGACACUUGUACUUCCUUAUUAAAUUACAGUUAUAAUUAAGUUAUAAUGCAUGAUAAAACUUCCUACUAUUAAGUUCAUUAGUUAAGCACGGAUAAUACAUUACACAUUAUAAGAAACAUACUUGUCGGGGUUAUCAUCUGCAUAAGAUGCAUUUGUCAGUUUUUGGUAAAAUCCUCCACACGGCUGUAUAUUUGGAUAGUAGUGAAAUAAGAAAAGUCCAAAGUCCAUGUCAAAUGUUCAUGAAUUAAGCUUCAUGGGAGAUGGUAAGCCAGAAACAUGCCUCAUGAUUAGUAUAAUAAUUUUAAAUGUAGAGAGUUGGUUAUAUUGACAAACAAUGGAAUGUAUUUGUUCUGAAAUUCCGACGGCAACCAUGGGGAAGUUUCUUCAGCACAUGGUCUUAUCAGUCUUGUCAAAGAGGAGAGGGGUUUUGUUGUGCUUCCCCCCACCCCCCAUUCACCUGUUCUUAAGGCAGUUAAGAUUUGCCAGAAGCGAGACACUCAAGGUCUGCCAGAAGCGAGACACUCAUACUUGCUGGCACCAGUCCGAAUCUCUUUAUAGCUCAGGAGAAAGUCAGUAUAGAUUCUGUAUUUAAAUCAUUCGGUGUAGAAUUGUUACAUUUCUCCAAGUAUGCUUCUGCGUCAAAGUCCUAGAGCAGGGGUUCUCAACGGGGGUGGUACUGCCCCCCAGGGGGCGUUCAAAGGAUGCCAUGGGGCGCUGAGAGCAAAUUAGUAGAGAGUGGGGCGUUUAUCACUCAUAAUAAUCAAAUCUAUCGGCAAGUUCCUCUUUGCAUUAAAACGUUUAUCUAGACUUGGAGUAUAUCAGUUGGUUCUCAAUUAUACGGGUUGGUAUGCAUUUGUACAGCGGUUCAUCUGAUUUUGAAGUCUAGUGACGCAUCUGAAGUAUCUGGAUUAUCAGUGUCAAAAACACAAGGCACAACCUAGGCUAAUGCACCUGUAUGACUCUGUAGAUGGAUACGGCUCAAUGGACAGAGCAGCACGAGCACAAAGCUCUUAAAGCUCAAGCUCUUAAACGCACAGCUUUGUGAGAAUCAGUGAGAAGCAAGGCGCGAGAAGUGGAAACCAUUUGAAUUUGGCACAGAAUUCUACAUUACCACCCUUGAAUUUACUAUAGUAACACUAACUGUACUUUAGGCAGCUAUAAAUUGAUAAUAAAUAUUAUCAUAUCACUACUUCAGCUCUAUUACAUUUGUCAUAGGCUACAUUAGGGGAGUGAGGGAUUAUAAUAAAUUUUUGUUACAACCAAUUUUGUUUUGUGCCAUAAUUUGUUUUAUAGGAAUCAUGUUACAUCUAACCACGGUAGAGAAGAUCCAUGCUUCCAUGUCUUGUUACUAAUACCACUGUGGAAACUAUAAAAAUAAAUAAUGAAUAAAUAAACAUUUUCAAAAAGGAAAAUGUAAAAUAUAUUAACAAUAUCACUUUUAUUAUUACUUUGUCUUCGCAUUUUCAUUUUAUAGGCCCCAGAUAUAGCCCUCCAUCUGCUUGAAUUCAAGAAUUAUUAUUAACAAAACUUUAAAAUUAUGCAAUGCAUCGAAGUUGCAUUGAGAAAAUUAAGCAAAUAACACAAAUACUGAUGUGACGAGGAGGAGGGCGAGGCCGGCCCCCAAUCGGGCUAAUCAGCCGAGGAGAGGGAUAAAGCAGAGUUCGGGAGAGAGAGCCACAUGCAGCUGCCGUGUGUGUAUUUGUGUCUUUUUGUUUAAAUAUUACUUUGACUGUUCAGCUGGUUCCCACCUCCUCCUUGCCCAUUUUAAACCUUGUUACAUUGGUCCCGAAACCUGGGAAGGAGGAGGGAUGCGCUGUCGUAGAGUCCUCGCCACUGCUGUCCGCCCAAUGGAGCAUCUGCGGCCGUCCACCGGGGGAUGGAGUCGUUGCUGCCGGCCGUCUGGACGCAGAGGAACCGCUGCCAUCCAUGAGGGGAGGAGGGGCUCUCUGCCGGCCACCUGGAGUGGUGGAGCCACUGCCAGGGGUGGAGGGGCUCACUACCGGCCACCAGAACGUGGAGGGGCGUUCCAUCCUCCAGGGGUCGCAGGACUUGCUCCUGGCCGCCCGGGGAGGAGCGGCUGUCGUCCGCUAGAAGGUGGAGGAGUGGUCGAGGACCAGGCGAUGGCGUGUCUGGGAACCACCGAGCAAUUUUUUUUUCUCUCUCUCCUCUCUUUUUCUCACUGUCGCUCCGCCUCGCUCUUUCCCUUUCCCCUUAUCUCCCUCCCAGGUCUCGAAAGGUGGGGAAAGCCUGAAGGCUAUAAGGGCAAUGCCCCCCCUGGAAGGGGGGGAGGGAGGGUGUAUGUCAUGCCGAGGGUUCCCCGGCCUGAGGCAAAGGAGGGAGGAGUGUGACGAGGAGGAGGGCGGUGCCGGUCCCCAAUCGGGCUAAUCAGCCAAAGAGAGGGAUAAAGCCGAAUUUGGGAGAGAGCGAGCCACACGCAGCUGCCGUUACUUUAACUGUUCAGCCGGUUCCCACCUCCUCCUUGCCCAUUUUAAACCUUGUUACAAUUGAGUUUUAUGUUUUAUUCGGUACAACAAAGUCUCCGCUUUCAAAUUGUCACAUAAUUAAUAUAAUUUUAUUAAUGUUAGUUAAAAAUACAAUCGUUCAUUGUUAGUUCAUAGUGCUUUAACUAAUGUUAACAUA
Molecule: messenger RNA, 6320 nt
Organism: Myxocyprinus asiaticus (Chinese sucker)
Lineage: Eukaryota; Metazoa; Chordata; Actinopteri; Cypriniformes; Catostomidae
Product: probable methyltransferase-like protein 24
Exons: 5
Coding region: 806-1813 (335 amino acids)
Source: RefSeq, a predicted model, not a curated record